This is a messenger RNA of Sciurus carolinensis (gray squirrel), 3037 nucleotides long. RefSeq names its product Wnt family member 7A (gene Wnt7a). Gene Ontology annotation, biological process: positive regulation of JNK cascade; cell fate commitment; canonical Wnt signaling pathway. Gene Ontology annotation, cellular component: extracellular region. Lineage: Eukaryota; Metazoa; Chordata; Mammalia; Rodentia; Sciuridae. The record is from RefSeq and is a predicted model, not a curated record. Bases 251 to 1300 code for a protein of 349 amino acids. Gene Ontology annotation, molecular function: frizzled binding; cytokine activity. The transcript is spliced from 4 exons.
UUGCACCGAUCGCUCGCGCGCAGCGCGGCGUAGCCCCGCGCGGUGCUCGCUCCUCCCUCCCUCCUCCCGCUCUGUGGCUCCCGCGCUCCCGGCGAGUCUCCGGCACCGCGCGCGCGGAGCGGCGCACAGACAGGCGGCCCCGGGACGCCUCGGCCCGCGCCUCCUGGGCGGGCUAUGUUGAUUGCCCCGCCGGGGCCGGCCCGCGGGAUCAGCACAGCCCGGCCCGCGGCCCCGGCGACCAGCGGGGACUAUGAACCGGAAAGCGCGGCGCUGCCUGGGCCACCUCUUUCUCAGCCUGGGCAUGGUCUACCUCCGGAUCGGGGGCUUCUCCUCGGUGGUAGCUCUGGGCGCGAGCAUCAUCUGUAACAAGAUUCCAGGCCUGGCUCCCAGACAGCGGGCGAUCUGCCAGAGCCGGCCGGACGCCAUCAUCGUCAUAGGAGAAGGCUCCCAAAUGGGUCUCGACGAGUGUCAGUUUCAGUUUCGCAAUGGCCGGUGGAACUGCUCAGCCCUGGGGGAGCGCACCGUCUUCGGGAAGGAGCUCAAAGUGGGGAGCCGGGAGGCCGCCUUCACCUACGCCAUCAUUGCGGCGGGCGUGGCGCACGCCAUCACGGCGGCCUGCACCCAGGGCAACCUCAGCGACUGCGGCUGCGACAAGGAGAAGCAAGGCCAGUACCACCGCGACGAGGGCUGGAAGUGGGGCGGCUGCUCGGCCGACAUCCGCUACGGCAUCGGCUUCGCCAAGGUCUUCGUGGACGCCCGCGAGAUCAAGCAGAACGCGCGCACGCUCAUGAACCUGCACAACAACGAGGCGGGCCGCAAGAUCCUGGAGGAGAACAUGAAGCUGGAGUGCAAGUGCCACGGCGUGUCGGGCUCCUGCACCACCAAGACGUGCUGGACCACGCUGCCGCAGUUCCGCGAGCUGGGCUACGUGCUCAAGGACAAGUACAACGAGGCGGUCCACGUGGAGCCGGUGCGCGCCAGCCGCAACAAGCGGCCCACCUUCCUCAAGAUCAAGAAGCCCCUGUCCUACCGCAAGCCCAUGGACACGGACCUGGUCUACAUCGAGAAGUCGCCCAACUACUGCGAGGAGGACCCGGUGACGGGCAGCGUGGGCACGCAGGGCCGCGCCUGCAACAAGACGGCCCCCCAGGCCAGCGGCUGCGACCUCAUGUGCUGCGGCCGCGGCUACAACACCCACCAGUACGCCCGCGUGUGGCAGUGCAACUGUAAGUUCCACUGGUGCUGCUACGUCAAGUGCAACACGUGCAGCGAGCGCACCGAGAUGUACACUUGCAAGUGAGCGGCGCAGGGCGCACGCGCGGGGCUGCCAGCCGGCUGCGGGGGCGGACCAGACAGUCGCCCACGCGGCCAUCUCCCCGGCUGGAGAGCCUCCCAGGGAACCUCGAUGUGCUGUUUCUACUGAGGAGGGCACUGCCCCGGCCCCCCAGGUCCCUGCAGACCCGGCGGGAGGCACCGCGCGCCCUCGAAGAUCCUGUUCCACAUCCAAUGCUGCUCCACCCUCCCCAGACACCGCCCGGGUCCCUGCGUGGCUGGGACGCAGCCUGGCACGGCAGCAACUCUGGACCUUGGGGCCUCAUCAUAGCAAUAUUUAACAAUUUAUUCUGAUAAAAAAAAUAAUAUUAAUUUAUUUAAUUAAAAAGAAUUCUUCCACCUCGUCUGGAUCCGUUUUCUGCAAUCAAAGUGGACGGCUUGCUUUCCUGGCGGGAUGAUUUUUGUCGCUAAGACCGGGAACCCGGUAGAACUGUCCAGAAUGAUUCUUUAUGCAGAUAUUUCUCCUAGUUGAUUUUGCAAGGACCCCGGUUCCCCCGGCAGCACUAGGAAGUCCAAAGAGCAGACACCCCGAUCCACAGACACCCAGACACGUAGACACACGUUUAUAUAUUUUUUGGCUGUUUGCUGCUACUUAGAUGGACACUUAAACUGGUCCAGAUUUUUGGAGAUUUUUUUUUCCCAGAGUAUGUUUCCUACCUUUUUGCUCCUUGCCCUGUUCAAACUUCACCAUUAGGAGAAAAAAACAAGAAAUCCAGUUUGAAAUAAAGACAGAGAGAGGAGAGAGAGAGAAGGAGAGAGGAAUGAUCAUAAUAACCGGUUCCCAGAAGAUUCCAUCUCUUUGGAAAGUGAGCCACUGGAUGAGAGAGAAUAUUUUGGCAGAGACUAUUUUUAUAUGAAUAUUUUAUUUAUAUUGAGUCUGCCUGGACCCCGCCAUGGUCUCUGCUGCUUCUUAAUGCUGACACUCACUUUGGGGUCAGGAGAGGCAAGGUCAGGGCGUGGGGUCAGGCCCCGGGCACGCGCACGCUGGGUUCUAGAGUCCCGCGCUCGCCACGGGGCCAGGGCAGCCCCCAGCUACCUGGGGCUGGGGUGGCAUCACAGUAACUGAAAGAAAUCAAAGCCCCGGCCUUAGCCGUCCGCUCAGGCCUUUGAGAAGGUCACCGAUGUGGCCAGGCUGGUACCCCCCCCACGUUGUGUGACCACGCAGGGACAUGGUCAGCUCAGGGUCCCCUGCAUCUCCCCAGGACAGCUGCCAGCGCCUGAGACCUGGAAGGAAGGUGCGGUGCUCCCAGGAGGGGCAGGUGGCAGGAGGGCCGGGAGCUGCCGAGCCCAGAGGGACUUUGGGGAUGUCACACUCCUGGGGGCCACUGGCCGGGAAGGUGUGGGGACGGCCUCACUGCCGGGGUCCAGCUCUGCCCAGGGAAGUUCUGCAGGAGGCUCGGUGUCCCCACCCGCGUCUGCCUGGGCUGCCCCUGCGUGCGCUCGGGUGACCUUAGGGAGGCUGCAUGGAGCCCCGGGACCCGGCACCUGAGCUGCCCCCACGUGCUCCCGCCUGGGUGCUCCUGGCAGCUCCGGCCACCGUGCGUGUCUGUGUGGCCAGAGCUGAGGUCCCGUGAUACUGCUGGCCACCUGGGUCCCCCGGGGUGUCCGUGUCUGCCGGGGAGGGUCUGCAGGGGAGGCAGGUGGCGGGGGACACGCGGCCAUGACGUGCAGCACUGUGAACUGUCCCUACCGCCGCUGCGGACAC